UAAUAAUCUUAGAAAUAAUUAAAUAUCAAAUAAAAAAAAAAUAGCAAACAAAAUUAGAAAUGUAAAGCAAUACAGAAAUUUCAAGCAAAAUUUAUACGCCAAAACAAAGCAAACAUCUAAAUUUAGUCACAGCAAAAACACUGAUGCAAACCAAUAUAUCCCGUCUUCUCUGUACUCGCAUCCUGCCACAACACCAACUCCACACCACACCACUACCAACGCUAAAACAUCCCUUCUAUGGCGAUUUCCAAUUUAAAUGAAUGCCAUCGAUUUCGACGUUUCCAAUGCAUUCGAUCUUCGUGGUGUGUGUCUACUUUGGCCAAUUCACCGUACGCACGCAUACCGCAGACUUGCCACAUCACAAGACAUCCGUUAUCUGCACGACUUGAACACACAAAUGUCUGAAAAGCGACAGACAACGUGCGCGGCGCAGCAAAUCGACCGCGAACUCUGCAGCAAACACUUUGAAACAUUCGACACCUACUGGGGUCGGCCGGGUCAUGGGGCGCCCGGUGAGGUGAUGGCAAAACAGAAAUUGAACAAUUUGCUUUAUGGCGCUAGCAAUGAGUGUUGGGAUUGAGGAGGUGUCUCACGGAUGCAGAAUGUAAAGCAAAUCUAGUGCAAUGACCGCUUUCGUAGUGAUGCAAGAGGAAGAAAAAAGCAAAAAAAAACAAAAACACUUUAAAUUGAC
Anastrepha ludens (Mexican fruit fly) is the source of this 691-nucleotide messenger RNA. RefSeq lists its product as uncharacterized. The record is from RefSeq and is a predicted model, not a curated record. NCBI's taxonomy places the organism in Eukaryota, Metazoa, Arthropoda, Insecta, Diptera, Tephritidae. The transcript has a single exon. Bases 257 to 580 code for a protein of 107 amino acids.